Messenger RNA from Nyctereutes procyonoides (raccoon dog), 939 nucleotides. RefSeq names its product olfactory receptor 2L8-like. Lineage: Eukaryota; Metazoa; Chordata; Mammalia; Carnivora; Canidae. Gene Ontology annotation, molecular function: G protein-coupled receptor activity; olfactory receptor activity. Bases 1 to 939 code for a protein of 312 amino acids. Gene Ontology annotation, biological process: G protein-coupled receptor signaling pathway. The transcript has a single exon. The record is from RefSeq and is a predicted model, not a curated record. Gene Ontology annotation, cellular component: membrane.
AUGGAAAAUUAUACUCAAACAUCAACUGAUUUCAUCCUUUUGGGCUUGUUCCCACCAACAAGAAUUGGCCUGUUCCUUUUUAUUAUCAUCGUUCUUGCUUUCCUAAUGGCUCUGUUUGGCAACCUGUCCAUGAUUCUUCUCAUCUUCCUAGACACUCAUCUCCACACACCCAUGUAUUUCCUACUCAGUCAGCUCUCUCUCAUUGACCUAAACUACAUCUCCACAAUUGUCCCCAAGAUGGCUUACAAUUUUGUGUUUGGAAACAAGUCUAUCUCCUUCAUUGGGUGUGGGGCUCAGAGCUUCUUCUUCUUGACAUUAGGAGGAGCAGAAGCAUUGCUCCUGAUAUCUAUGGCCUAUGAUCGUUAUGUGGCUAUUUGCUUUCCUCUCCACUAUUCCAUUCGUAUGAGCAAAAAAGUGUGCAUGUUGAUGAUAACAGGAUCUUGGAUAAUGGGAUCAAUCAACUCCUGUGCCCACACUGCAUAUGCCUUCCAUAUACCUUACUGUCGAUCCAGAACUAUCAACCAUUUCUUCUGUGAUGUCCCAGCCAUGUUGACUCUGGCCUGCAUGGACACCUGGGUCUAUGAGUACACAGUAUUUGUCAGUACCAUCCUCUUCCUUGUGUUUCCUUUCAUUUGCAUUACUUCUUCUUAUAUCCGGGUCCUCCUAGCUAUCUGCCGCAUGCAGUCUACAGAAGGGAGGAAGAAAGCUUAUUCCACCUGCAGCACCCACCUAACUGUGGUGACUUUCUACUACAUACCUUUUGCUUACACUUAUUUACGCCCAAGAUCACUUAGAUCUCCAACAGAGGACAAGGCCUUGGCUGUCUUCUACACCAUCUUGACUCCAAUGCUCAACCCCAUCAUCUACAGCCUGAGAAACAAGGAGGUGAUGGGAGCCAUAAGAAGAUCAAUUCAGAGAGCCUGCUUUGUAAAAAUGUAG